Molecule: messenger RNA, 836 nt
Organism: Caenorhabditis auriculariae
Lineage: Eukaryota; Metazoa; Nematoda; Chromadorea; Rhabditida; Rhabditidae
Source: the annotation of a GenBank genome assembly
AUGCUGUUCAUCAAUUUUUGGAUACUCUCACUCUGUGUCAUCACGAUCGCUUAUCAGAAUCAGUAUCCUCAAAACUCGCCUGCUAAUUAUCCUGAAUCCAGAAGUUAUCACGACUUCUAUGAUAAUAACUACAACGAACCCGGUGAGAUUUCAGUCGUUAUAUUUUAUGGCAAAAAGUUUAAUAUGAUAUUUUUCUAAUAUUAACGCGAAGUCAUUUAGAAUGCGGCAGCUGUGAAGAUAUCACAGUUGGAGUGAGAGGCGCAAACCAAAGCCUGGCGAGCGCAGAGUGAGUUUUAGUAUUGAAACUUCGCUAGAAGCUUUUUUCAGCUACACGACUGACGAACAUGGCUGUAGGAAGGCGUUGUUCUUUUGUGCCAAUUCAUCUUUGCCAUUGAACUUUUUCGCUCAGAACAAGCUUGUCGCGAUGGGAGUUAAUCUGCAGUAUUACGCCAAGUGCUCCAACGGAAAGUGAGCUCUAGAAAUAGUUUAAAUUAUUGCAAAAAAAAAGUAAGGCCUUUUAUGUUUGCUAUGAAAUCAAGAUGAAUGCGUACACUUGCGAUUUCUCUGCAAUAUAAAAAAUCAUUUGACCAUGUUAAAUUUGAAGACAAAAAAAGUUAAGGUGGAAGACGAUGAACGCCUGGGGUGAGAGCUUCCAUUUCAAGUACGCCGUCUGCAUGCUCAGUUCAAUCACUUCCCCUCUUCCGGCUUAACCUCCAGGUUUUUCUACCAAUCUUUCUUUCAAACAUCUUCAAAAAAAAUUUAUUUUUCUUGCACAAGCUCAACAAAAUCCUUAUUAGGCACUUCAUCCCGUAUUUCUUCGUCGUUCUCAAGAUUGA